This is a messenger RNA of Scomber japonicus (chub mackerel), 2153 nucleotides long. Its product is annotated as NLR family CARD domain-containing protein 3-like. The record is from RefSeq and is a predicted model, not a curated record. Lineage: Eukaryota; Metazoa; Chordata; Actinopteri; Scombriformes; Scombridae. The transcript has 4 exons. Bases 36 to 2153 code for a protein of 705 amino acids.
UGGAGAAAGCAAACAGAAAUAAAACAGUAGAUCUGAUGGUUGAGAAAUAUUGUGAAGACGCUGUUAAAGUGACCAUAAGGAUUUUCAAGGAGAUGAAUAAAAAUGAUCUAGUGAAGCAUCUGCCCAACCUCCCAGAACCUAAAGAGGUUCUUGCUGAAGCAGAGGAGAGUGAUAGACCUGGUGAGAUGGAGAAAGAACAGACAGACUCAGAGAAGAAGAGAGAGGAUCCCCCUCUGACCUCUGACUCAAGACCUCCAGGUGAUUCCCAAAAACCUGAACAAACCCAACAGACAGACUCAGAGAAGAAGAAAGAAGAUCCCCCACUGACCUCUGGUCCAAGUGGACCUCCAGAAACUCAUCUCAAAUGCAAACACACAUUAAAAACCAAUCUGAAGAAAAGGUUUCAGAAAGUGUUAGAAGGACUUUCAAAAGCAGGAAAAAUCCCUCUGAAUCAGAUCUACACACCGCUCUACAUCACAGUGGGAUGGACUGCAGAGGUCAAUGAUGAACAUGAAGUCAGACAGAUUGAAACAGCAUCCAGGAAACCAGACAGACCAGAAACAACAAUCAGACAAGAAGACAUCUUUAAAGCCUCAUCUGGAAGAGAUGAACCAAUCAGGACAGUGAUGACAAAGGGAGUGGCUGGCAUUGGGAAAACAGUCUUAACACAGAAGUUCACUCUGGACUGGGCUGAAGACAAAGCCAACCAGGACAUAGACUUCACAUUUCCAUUCACUUUCAGAGAGCUGAAUGGGCUGAAAGAGAAAAAGUACAGCUUGGUGGAACUUGUUCAUCACUUCUUUACUGAAACCAAAGAAGCAGGAAUCUGCAGGUUUGAAGAGUUCCAGGUUGUGUUCAUCUUUGACGGUCUGGAUGAGUGUCGACCUCCUCUGGACUUCCACAACACUGAGAUCCUGACUGAUGUUACAGAGUCCACCUCAGUGGAUGUGCUGCUGACAAACCUCAUCAGGGGGAAACUGCUUCCCUCUGCUCGCCUCUGGAUAACCACACGACCUGCAGCAGCCAAUCAGAUCCCUCCUGAGUGUGUCGGCAUGGUGACAGAGGUCAGAGGGUUCACUGACCCACAGAAGGAGGAGUACUUCAGGAAGAGAUUCAGAGAUGAGGAGCAGGCCAGCACCAUCAUCUCCCACAUCAAGACAUCACAAAGCCUCCACAUCUUGUGCCACAUCCCAGUCUUCUGCUGGAUCACUGCUACAGCUCUGCAGACCAUGAAGAGCAGUAAGAUUGGAGAGCUGCCCAAGACCCUGACUGAGAUAUAUAUCCGCUUUGUGGUGCUUCAGUCCAAAGUCAAGAACAUCAAGUAUGAUGGAGGAGCUGAGACAGAUCCACACUGGAGUCCAGAGAGCAGGAAGAUGAUUGAGUCUCUGGGAAAACUGGCUUUUGAGCAGCUGCAGAAAGGCAACCUGAUCUUCUAUGAAUCAGACCUGACAGAGUGUGGCAUCGAUAUCAGAGCAGCCUCAGUGUGCUCAGGAGUGUUCACAGAGAUCUUUAAAAAGGAGGACUGUGGGCUGUUGCAGGUGUUCUGCUUCGUCCAUCUGAGUGUUCAGGAGUUUCUGGCUGCUCUUCAUGUCCAUCUGACAUUCAUCAAGUCUGGAGUCAAUCUGCUGGCAGAACAACAAACAACAUCCUGGUGGUCUAAAGUCUUUAAAAGCAAAUCUGAACCUGAAUCAACACGUUUCUACCAGAGUGCAGUGGACGAGGCCUUGAAGAGUCCAAAUGGACACCUGGACUUGUUCCUCCGCUUCCUCCUGGGUCUUUCACUGCAGACCAAUCAGCCUCUCCUACAAGAUCUGCUGACACAUACAGGAAGUAGCUCACAGACCAAUCAGAAAACAGUGGAGUACAUCAAGAAGAUGAUCAGUGAGAAUGUGUCUGCAGAGAGAAGCAUCAAUCUGUUCCACUGUCUGAAUGAACUGAAUGAUCGUUCUCUAGUGGAGGAGAUCCAACAGUACCUGAGAUCAGGAAGUCUCUCCACAGAUAAACUGUCUCCUGCUCAGUGGUCAGCUCUGGUCUUCAUCUUACUGUCAUCAGAAAAAGAUCUGGACGUGUUUGACCUGAAGAAAUACUCUGCUUCAGAGGAGGCUCUUCUGAGGCUGCUGCCAGUGGUCAAAGCCUCCAACAAAGCUCUGUAA